UGAGAUGACAGAGUAUUUUGCAUAAUUUUAAAGUUAAUUUGUUUAAAGUAACAACUGAUGCAAAGUUAUCAGUUCCUCUAAUGUCGACAAGGCCAUCGUUAACAGGUUUAUCAUAUGAUUUGUUAAAAAUACAUGUAAGAGACAUGUUGAAGAAUAUAUUGAAAAGCUUUCUGAUUCUGGCGGGGACUUCUAUUGCAGUACCUUACAUCUUUACAUCAGUCAGUAGUGUCCUCUAUGGCUGGAGUGAAAGUAAAAAAUCUAGAGUCAGAAGAACUCUGAACCCAUUUAAAGUGAUGGCAUUCAGUUACACACUGCUGCAGAUGAUGCACACUAAAAUAAGAUAUAUACCUUUGUGUAUACAAUGGAAAAUGUUUUAUAGCUCUGCAAAGCCAUCUCAAGUUCUGAAGAAUCUAUCAUAUGGGAGGAAUGAGGAGACUUUGGAUUUGUACUUCCCAUCAUCAAACAAAGGGCAGACAAGUCUGCCUGUUGUAGUGUUUAUAUACGGUGGAGCUUGGUCCAUGAAGAAUAAAGCAAUGUAUGGGCUUCUGUGUUCAGAGCUGGCCAAUAAACUUCAAGCAGUGGUUUGCUGUCCCAACUAUUCUGCUUAUCCUAAGGGUUAUGUGGAUGACAUGAUUCAGGAUGUGGUAGACUGUUUAAGCUGGAUCAGUGAAAAUGUUGGGGACUAUGGAGGCAACAAGAACCAGGUGAUGAUGAUUGGUCACUCCUCAGGUGCCCACCUUUGUAUAAUGGCAAUCCUAGAAUUGCUGCAUGAUGAAAUUCUGAAUGCAGAGAGCAUGCCUCCUCAUGAACCAGUGGUCCCACAGAUUCAUUUUGAGGAGUCUCACUAUAGAAAAGAGGACACAAAUGGACAGAAUGGUCUGGAUGGAAGCUCAGGGUCUUCAGGCUCGUUCUGUGUGCUAAAUGAAAAUGGGGAUAAGAAGGAUGGUUUAGAGGCCAGUAACACUAGUAGUACUUUUGAAGUGUUAAGUGAACCUGAAACAGGUGCUAUGGAGGAAUCUGUAGCUGCAGGUUAUGUUCAACCUGAGGUAGAAACAGAGAGUGAAAAACCAGAGGUGGAUGCAAGUGAAAGUGACAAGCAAGGAGUGGAACAACUUGAGAGUAAGGAGUCCAAGGAGGAGACUGAGGAGGACACUGAUAGGAAACACGAGGAUUCGGAGGAGGAAGAUGCUGGAAGUGAUAAGGACUCUGUAAUAACUGUGAGGUCUAGCGAUCGGCAAAGAUCACUGAUAGAAAUUGGAAAGUCAGUUAAAGCUAUCAUAGGUUUAGCUGGGGUGUAUCAUAUAGGAGAUCACUAUGAACAUGAAACUUCUCGUGGAGUUGAGGAUGUGUCCUGUAUGGCAAGGGUUAUGUAUGGAAAUAGUCAUUUUGAUAGGUUUUCACCCACUCAAUUAUGCCACUCACUUUCUAGAGGAGUUAGGUUACCAAAGAUUGUGCUACUUCAUGGAACAAAUGACUAUGUUGUGCCCACUUCUUCCACUAACAAGUUUGCUGAUGUAUUGCGGUAUUUAUAUGUCGACGUGGCUCUUCAUAUCCUCCCGGGCUGUGAUCACUAUGAAAUUUGUCUAGAUUUGAUGAAGCCUAAUCGUAAAUUUUAUGAACUAGUUAUGGGGAUUAUACUGCAAACUUCAAAAACUGUUUUCUCCAAUAAUAAGUGAUUUUAAUUCUAAGAGUGAUAAUCUGUUGUCUUAUUCAAAGAGUCAUUCCAGUGUCUAUUUGCCAUGAAAUGGUAUGGUAUCUUAUAAAAUGGUCAUCUGCAGGAAUUCUACAAUGUAAGCUUAUAGGUUUUGAUUUUAAUCGAACCAUCAAAAGCAUCUUUUUGAGUUUACAAUGAUCAAGCAAUAUUGUUUUUUUUUUUUUUAAUUUGUAAGACAGUUAAAAAAAAUGUUGAGAGUAUUAACUGACAUAGUUAAA
Molecule: messenger RNA, 1932 nt
Organism: Saccostrea echinata
Lineage: Eukaryota; Metazoa; Mollusca; Bivalvia; Ostreida; Ostreidae
Exons: 7
Coding region: 81-1676 (531 amino acids)
Biological process (GO): proteolysis
Molecular function (GO): serine-type peptidase activity
Source: RefSeq, a predicted model, not a curated record